This is a messenger RNA of Chenopodium quinoa (quinoa), 945 nucleotides long. RefSeq lists its product as uncharacterized. The transcript has 2 exons. The record is from RefSeq and is a predicted model, not a curated record. The coding region runs from base 1 to 945 and encodes 314 amino acids. NCBI's taxonomy places the organism in Eukaryota, Viridiplantae, Streptophyta, Magnoliopsida, Caryophyllales, Amaranthaceae.
AUGGUGGACCAGCCAACCAGGGCUGAGAAAAACCGUAGAGAAGUAGACAGGGCAGUGGGACUGAGAAGGUCCGAUCCAAGGAGAGGGCCAAGGCCUGGGAAGUUUGAUCAGUAUACCCCACUAACCCAUUCCAGAUCUCACAUAUUCAGCGUAAAUAAGGUUGAUGAUAAGUGGCAGAGGCCUCCAAGGAUGGACAACAUAGAGGACUUAGUUAGGAGAGGAUACUUGAGUCAAUUUAAGCAGCGUGAUGACCCUCCCAGAAGAAGGGAGGAGGAUAAAGCGGGCCGAGCUGACCGUAGAGGAGGUCAUAGGGGCCCAGCUAGAGACAAAGAUAGAGAUGGCAAGCCAGAGGGAAUGGUGUACGUGAUCAGCAGGGGUCCAGUGCAUGGGGGGACAGUUAAUAGAGCGCGGGCUGACCUGCGGGCAAUGAUACAUCAAAUAAACGACAAUGAUAAGCGUAGAUGGCCACCUCUUCCCCCGCAGCCACGAGCCACGUUUGACGAGUAUGACCAGAAGGGCAUAAUUUACCCUCAUGAUGACCCGCUGGUGGUGACAAUGAGAAUUGCAAACUGGGAGGUGGAUAGAAUACUGAUAGACGGAGGCAGCUCAGCCAACAUCAUAUACAUCAGUGCGUUCAAUGAGCUGAAGUUGGACAGAAAAGACCUAAAGAGAGUAAACUACGAGGUCACCGGAUUUAAUGGCUCGGGGCUUACCCCAGAAGGCAUAAUCGAACUCUCAGUCCGGGUAGUAGAGAGGUCAAGAAGGCGUGAUGUCCGAGCAGAAUUUUUCGUGAUAAACUCCCCUUCACCCUACAAUGUAAUCAUGGGAAGACCGCUCAUCCACAAGAUAGGCGGGGUGGUAUCCACUUACCACCUAGCCAUGGCUUACACAACUAAUGAGGGUUGGUCAGCAAAUCUCAAGGGAAGCCAAAAGACAGCCAAAUAA